Messenger RNA from Drosophila erecta, 336 nucleotides. Its product is annotated as BPTI/Kunitz domain-containing protein. The record is from RefSeq and is a predicted model, not a curated record. The transcript has a single exon. Gene Ontology annotation, molecular function: serine-type endopeptidase inhibitor activity. Lineage: Eukaryota; Metazoa; Arthropoda; Insecta; Diptera; Drosophilidae.
AUGAAUUUCAUUGUAUUUCUGGCUUGUUUCACUCUGAGUGUGGCCUUUGCAAACUGCCAAUUUCUCUGCCGCGCGCGAAUAAGUGAGUCAAAGAGAUUUCUAGUCAUUCAGCGAUCUUAAAAACAAUUUCCAGGCAAUCCGACAUGUUUUGGACCCAGAAACGUUGGAACUGCGCUUGGAUUUGCAUGUGCUCUGAACUUCACGCCCCGAAUUUGGUACUUCAACGGGGAAUCCAGGAGAUGCGAAACGAUGCCGUACCUCGGAUGUGGAGGGAACAGUAAUAGAUUCUGCUCGCUUCAAGACUGUCGACUCAACUGUUUACAAUUUAAACGUUAA